Micromonas commoda is the source of this 1139-nucleotide messenger RNA. RefSeq lists its product with no specific name. The transcript has 2 exons. The record is from RefSeq and is a predicted model, not a curated record. Lineage: Eukaryota; Viridiplantae; Chlorophyta; Mamiellophyceae; Mamiellales; Mamiellaceae. Bases 108 to 1139 code for a protein of 343 amino acids.
ACGUGGGCACCCCUCGAAUAUAUUUCAAACGAGUCGAGUCGAAAAUAGUUUUAAGACGACCUUCCUAACAAACGGGGGCGCGCGUGGACGCCUGUGUGAGUCGAAGGAUGAUUUCGACUCUGUCCAGCACGCAUCAGACCAGAAUGCUGUGCAGCAGCAUCGCAGUGUCGCGGAGGUCGGUGCGAGGGAAAGCGGGAUGCGCGUUGGGAACCACGAGCGGACAUCGGCAAGGAUUAUCCACGAAGCGGGUGCUGACGCGACGUCGUGUGGUGGGUACAGGUGCCCGCGCAUCGUCGGUUUCUCCGGGGUUUGGGACAAAGGGUAAAGCGAGGAGCUGUAGUGUCGUUAUGAAAGGCUUGCCCGAGACGCUGUUUACGAUUGGAACGGUCGCGGUGCUCCCCCUGUACGGAGCGAUGAUCGGAGCUCCCAAGGCGGAAAUGACACAAAACGCGAUGAGCUCUCACCUGCCGUUCAUGCUGAUGGGAGCCCUUUACGCGGCGGCGGCGCUAGUGUCUUUGCAAAGCGUGGACGCCAAGGCGCUUGUGGAUGUGUUCUUCGCCAACACUAACGGAGAUGGAGUGAUGAGCAUAGCGAGGCACGCGCUUACGCUGCUGUCGGGCUUCCUCGCAACUGCUGAGCCGGCGUCGUGCAUGUGGCUGCAUCUGCUGUCUUUGGACCUGUUCGUCGCGCGGCACGUGUACCUGGACAGCCUCGCACUGAACGUUCCGGCGGCGCACUCUCUGACUUUAUGCUGCAUGUUCGGGCCGUGCGGGUACCUGGCGCACACUUUCACCAAGGCGUUCAUGGCGAACCGCUUUGAAGAUCAUCACAAAGUAGAGCGCGCAGCCAGGGGCAAACCCGGACGUUCGUGCGAUGGCGCCCUCCAAGCGGCGCAAGACGUCCGCCGCACCGGAGCCGACAUCCGGAAACGCCACCCAAGGUGUGCGAACCCGGCAUUCCGCGAGCGCACGGGGCGACGUGCCCGACGCCCCCGACGCAGAUCUCGACGCCGAGCCCGAGGUGCUCUUGUGCCCCAUCACGCGAGCCGUGUUCCGCGAUCCGGUGAUGGUGGGCGACUGCUCUGCGGACGGAAGGUAUGGGCUCGUGACGAUGGUUUUUUGGGUGUCCGGGCCGCGUGA